GAGUCAGGAGCCUGGAGUCGUGCGCCGAAGUCAGAACUGCGUCUCUCGACCCAGGCGCCGGUUGCUGAAGGAGAGUGAGCGAGCAAUGCUGCCGCCACCGCUUCCUGAUUGGCUGCGGGUGGCUCCCUCUUCGUUCUGAUUGGCAACUGGUGAGCUGGAUGAUGCUGAGCAAGGGCCUGAAGCGCAAGCGGGAGGAGGAGGAGGAGGAGAAGGAAGCCCUGGCAGUUGACGCCUGGUGGCUGGAACCUGGCCACCCAGCAGUGGCACAAGCACCCCCGGCUGUGGCCUCCAGUUCCCUCUUUGACCUUUCAGUGCUCAAGCUCCACCACAGCCUGCGGCAGAGUGAGCCAGACCUGCGGCACCUGGUGCUGGUAGUGAACACACUGCGGCGAAUCCAGGCAUCCAUGGCACCAGCAGCUACCCUGCCGCCUGUGCCCAGCCCACCUACAGCCCCUGGCAUAGCUGAUAACCUGCUGGCCAGCUCGGACGCCGCACUCUCAGCCUCCAUGGCCAGCCUCCUGGAGGACCUCAGCCAUAUUGAGGGCCUGAGCCAGGCCCCCCAACCCUUGGUAGACGAGGGGCCGCCAGGCCGCCCCAGUGGGGCAGCCCCACCCAGCCUGGGUGCCUUGGACCUGCUGGGCCCAGCCACUGGCUGUCUGCUGGACGAUGGGCUCGAGGGCCUAUUCGAGGACAUUGACACCUCCAUGUAUGACAGUGAAUUUUGGGCACCAGUCUCUGAGGGCCACAAACCCAGCCCUGAGGAUGGGCCAGGCAAGGAGGAAGCUCCAGAGCUGGAUGAGGCCGAGCUGGACUACCUCAUGGACGUGCUGGUGGGCACACAGGCACUGGAGCGGCCACCAGGGCCGGGGCGCUGACCCCCAGGGCUGGGAUGUUGAUCUUCUGUCCAAACUGAGCCUGAUGGCUGGAGCAACUCUCCUUGGAAAGACAUAGCUAGCUUCCCUAGAGAGGGGCUUUGGAGAGAAAGAAUCCAGUCCUGGGCAAUUUCACCUCCGUCCUCUUGUCUCUGGCUGAUGGGGGCAGUCUGGGAUUGGCCCUCAUGAUGAAAUGACAGGGCCUGGUGGCUGGAAUGGGAUUGGACCAGGCCCAGUGCUGAAUCCCUGGGGGUCAUAGCCUGGUAUACACUUUUCCUUAUGUAGGGAGAGACCCCAACCAGGUUUUUGAAAUUAAAGCCAGUCUUGGGACGUCUCAA
Molecule: messenger RNA, 1210 nt
Organism: Vicugna pacos (alpaca)
Lineage: Eukaryota; Metazoa; Chordata; Mammalia; Artiodactyla; Camelidae
Gene: SERTAD1
Product: SERTA domain containing 1
Cellular component (GO): nucleus
Molecular function (GO): transcription regulator activity
Source: RefSeq, a predicted model, not a curated record